AGCUGAUUGCAUUAUCGGAUCAGAUUUAACCUGCAGUCCAACAAUAUAGACUUAAGUAACGUUAUACCUAGUUCAUGCAGUUUUCAUGCAAAUAUUAGCGGGCAGAGCGGUUAGCUAACCCACGUUAGUUGAGCUAACACCAGCAGCAGCUUUGUUAUUUCAUCACAUCCUGGAUUUAUUUUCUGGAAGCUACGAAAACAGGCGACUUCAGAAAUGUCUUCAGACGAAGACAGGGCCAAGGAGAUUUUGAAGGGCUUCAAACUAAACUGGAUGAACCUUAGAGAUGCAGAGACGGGCAAAGUGCUGUGGCAGGGGACUGAGGACCUCUCUGUACCGGGAGUAGAACAUGAAGCUCGUGUCCCCAAGAAGAUCCUCAAGUGUAAAGCUGUGUCCAGAGAACUGAACUUCUCCUCCUCAGAGAAGCUGGAGAAGUUCCGACUGGAGCAGAAAGUCUUCUUCAAAGGACAGUGUCUAGAAGAAUGGUUCUUUGAGUUUGGCUUUGUUAUCCCCAACUCCACCAACACAUGGCAGUCUCUGAUAGAAGCAGCUCCAGAGUCCCAGAUGAUGCCAGCCAAUGUUUUAACUGGGAACGUGAUCAUAGAGACUAAGUUCUUCGACGACGACCUCCACGUCAGUACCUCCAAAGUACGGCUUUUCUACGUCUGACCUUGAACACCCCCCCCCUCACUCUACCUUCCAAAAAAAUGCUGACGUCCUGCCAAGGUCUUUAAAUUACCACGGUUAGCUACAAUUCUGAGCAGUAAACGUCUCACGGCUGACUUGGGGAUCAUCACUUUUCCCACAGUCAGUGAAGUGGUUGUUCUCUGGUUUGUGUCCACCUGAAAGACCUUGGACAGGGGGGAGAGGAGGAGAGAGCCGUUUCCUCUGUUCAACGAUCCACACUGUACAUACAUUAUCUCCAGCGAGCCACUCUGAGAUAACACAGCGCCCCCCACUUCACUCUAAGGUUGCAUUUACUCAGGAACAGAACACAGACGUGUAACCUGUCUGUUCAAAACUCUGCUCUCCAUGUGUCUCCUGAGGGUGUGUCCCACUCCAGAGGACACUUCCUGUGGCAGAGUACGUCAUCAAAUCCCUGACUCUGUUCCUCAAAAUACCCAAAAUCCUUUGCACUAGUCAGUUCAUGUCUCUAGAAAAGGUUCCAGUGAUACCGAUAUAUUUGGGCUUCUGUAGUGUACACGCUGACCCCUUAAUGCAUCAUUAAUGGUGGUCCAAUCCUCCGUCCCGCCUCCUGCUCCAUCAGCCCCGGUGUGGUGAUGGAGGACCACACUUCUUUUACUUCCUGCUUUAUCUGGAACCUUCUUUCUGCCUGUGUUGUUGGGAUGAGAAACUGCACGCUGUUGUUGGGAUGACACGUGUGAGAGGAGGGUUUUAUGUGCUUAAAUAAUCUCAACUAAAGCAUCUUUUAUUCUCUUUCACUCGGCUCCGCCCUGUACAGUCUCACUUCCCAUUCCGAUUCACUGUUUCUUUUUUUUUUUUUUAGCUGCUAACUGAGCUGUGUAAAAUAGACUGGUGUUUUAAUAUGACAGACGUUGUGGAUUAAAGUUAUCCAAUGUUGUAAUAACA
This is a messenger RNA of Eleginops maclovinus (Patagonian blennie), 1587 nucleotides long. It is a transcript of the gene pde6d, whose product is annotated as phosphodiesterase 6D, cGMP-specific, rod, delta. Gene Ontology annotation, cellular component: cytoplasm. NCBI's taxonomy places the organism in Eukaryota, Metazoa, Chordata, Actinopteri, Perciformes, Eleginopidae. The record is from RefSeq and is a predicted model, not a curated record. Gene Ontology annotation, biological process: sensory perception of light stimulus. The transcript is spliced from 5 exons. Bases 214 to 666 code for a protein of 150 amino acids.